Messenger RNA from Didymodactylos carnosus, 1584 nucleotides. NCBI's taxonomy places the organism in Eukaryota, Metazoa, Rotifera, Eurotatoria, Philodinida, Philodinidae. The record is from the annotation of a GenBank genome assembly.
CGUGUUAGCUAGCUAUAUCGCCCGAUAGUAAAUAACCCAAUUCGAAUUGCUAGCUAGGUAUAUCGGGUAGUAUAUUGAGUUAGCUAGCUAGAUCGCCCGAUAGUCGAUAUUUUUUUUCUCCUUGGGACCUAUCUGUAAAAAGAGCGCAAAAAGAUAAUUAAAAUUAACAAAGUUAUACGAAUUAGAAGUCCAAAGAGCAUAAAAUCGUUUCCAAUUGCCCCAGUUUACUCUAAAUCUCUCAUAAAGCAUAUUUUUUCCCUAUAAUAGAACAUGUCUGAAAUUAUGCAAUUGUAAAAACUAGAAGUAUUUUGAUCGCUUUUUCGAAUGGAGGAUGAUAAAUUAUCUUUCGGUCUACUUUUUAAUCAGAUAUUCUUAAAAUUUUUAUUAGUUUCAGAAACACAGUUGAUUAGAUUUAAUUAAUGAUUUUUGAUACUGAACCAAUUUCGUCGUUUUGUUAAAAAGCAUUUUUUGAAACAGCACUCAGUUAUCUGCAAAUUCACAUUACAGGAUAUCCGUGCAGUUUCCAUGAAGACUCAAAAGAAAGGAGGUUUUAUUCUCACAGAACUAAGUUAACCGGAGGUUGAACGAUGAGAUCAGUUAGAUAAGUCCAUUGUGAUAAUUUUCUAUAUUCUCGGAAGAAAUGAAUCAGCUCUUAAGUUCAGAACUCACUGAAAACAUGUUUAUUAACAUCGUUUCAUAAUAGAAUAUGGGUGCGAGUUUAUAAAGCAAAACAACUUUUCUUUUCUUUUCGCUUCUAUUACUUGAACUCUUCAACGUGAGUAAGAGAAAUUGAUCAAGCAACACAACAGUGAACGACUAAUAUUUCUGCAAUGGGUGGAAACAGAUAUUUAAGUUUGUUGUUUUACUGGACAGUUUGUCGGUUAACUGUAGUGGUAAAACUGUAAUAAUAUCUUUGUAAGUGUAAAACUGUAACAUUAACAGUUUUAGUUUUAUAGUUAAUUGUAACUGGUGUUUGACUAAUGCUAAGUAUUCUCAUAAGCCUAAUUGGUUUUCAUCUCAGAUCAGUGGAUAUUUUUAAAUAUGGUGAGGUUCAUUCGAUGGAUAGUAAGCAUUUCGUCAAAUGGAUGGAAGAAACUGUUAGAACGUUACGAGCUGAAAGCUGCCAAAAUUGCCAUUUUAAUCGCGACACAAUAAAUUAACGGCAAAAUCAGAACCGCCAAAACGAGCAUGGUGUAAAGGUCAAGCUGCGGACUGGUUAGCAGCCAGAAGAGUUAGAUUUGAGCCUUCUAAGUCAAAAGCAGAGCUGUUUGCGAAUUUUUCACCUCAUCGAUUCAUUGUUGAUCAAGUAGCUCUCAAACACGAUAUUGGAAUAGUCCGUAACAGAAUGAAUGGUUGUCAGCUUUAGGUCCUGAAUAUACUACUGGAUAUUUUAAACAUGUCCAGAAACAUGAAGAAAUAUUUCAGGCAGCUGAUCGAUUAGCAGAAGAACUCGAAAAUGAACUUGUAGUCUCUGAUAAUGAAACUUCGGCAGCAUGGGACGACAAAGAAGAAGAGAAUCAAGACUGUGACACUCCGCCACUGAAUGAAAUCCUAACUACAAAUAAACAUCGCCACGUUCAUUAG